Molecule: messenger RNA, 1273 nt
Organism: Amyelois transitella
Lineage: Eukaryota; Metazoa; Arthropoda; Insecta; Lepidoptera; Pyralidae
Product: histidine protein methyltransferase 1 homolog
Exons: 4
Coding region: 498-1241 (247 amino acids)
Biological process (GO): peptidyl-histidine methylation, to form tele-methylhistidine
Molecular function (GO): protein-L-histidine N-tele-methyltransferase activity
Source: RefSeq, a predicted model, not a curated record
UCAAUCGAUAGUGGCAGUGGACUAUCGAGCGACAACACUAAGUUUGCAAAGUUAUAAGUUUAUAACUAUUCUUUGACUUUUGUGAAGAGGAUAAAAUUAGUACCUAUCUCUUUUAAGUUUGUGAAUUUAUGUCCCCUCCGUACCUAUCUCUAUUUACUUUGGUCUUUUAUGUUAUUAUCUGUGGUUUGUUUUAUGUACGUUUUCUAUUCACAGAUAAAUAUUAUUGAUAUAGCGUAACAAGUCAUUACUAACUCUGUAAUUAGCUAGUUCAAUUUAAUUUACUAGUGUCAUGACUGGGAGGAUAGAUUAUUGUUAAUUUUAUUUUAACUUUCAUGAAUUUUACACAUUUUACCUGCAAUAAAAAUGUCGUUUAUGUUCAAUUUUUCUCGGGAAUCAGAGGCCGAUAAACCAGGAAGACUUUUUAUGUUUUAGCUUUAGAACCAAAAAGGGAUCACGUCGAAUGGUUCGAUAGUGAAGAAGUUGUACCUAAAACACAAAUGAAGGAUUUAAAUGAAAUUGCUAAACAUGCUAAAAUGUUUACAUGUGGAGAAGUUGAAAUAGGACACGUGGUUACCAGUGAAGCUCUUGCUAAUAUUCUUAGUGACACAGAUAUGAAUAAUGCCACUGGUUGUGCUGAAAAAAGUCACAGUGAUCUUGUAACAGCUAAAUAUGAAGGUGGUUUGAAGAUAUGGGAGUGUACAUAUGAUUUAGUUGAGUAUCUUAAAAACAAUUCUGACACAAUCAAAUUAGAAUCAGCCAAAGUUUUAGAUUUAGGCUGUGGAGCUGGUAUUCUAGGAAUUUAUGCAUUCAUAAAUGGAGCACAUGUUACUUUUCAAGACUAUAAUAAAGAAGUUUUGGAACAUGUUACAAUACCCAAUGUUCUACUGAAUAUUGAUGAAGAGGAUAAUGUGUCAGAAAACAUAAGAAAGUGUAAAUUUUACUCUGGAGACUGGGAAUCUUUUAACAAGAUAGAUGAAACUGAAUCUUAUGACGUCAUACUUACAUCAGAGACAAUUUACAAUAUUGCUAAUUAUGACAAACUUAUUAACCUUUUUAUAAAAAGACUAAGCAGAACUGGGGCGGUGUACUUGGCAGCAAAAACUUGCUACUUUGGAGUGGGAGGUGGAGUGAGACAAUUUGAAAGUAAACUUAAGAACAAUGGGACAUUUCAAAGUGAAAUCUGUUGGACAUGUUCAGGUGGUAUACAAAGAGAGAUCUUAAAAAUAACUCACAGGUUGUAACAAUAAACAUUUAUUUGCAUAAUUAUGUGAUU